ACAACCUCUUUUUUUUCAAGUAAAUAUAACAAUUCACAAGAUGUCAGGUUUUGUGGUUUACUCUUGCCACUGUCUCAACAUCAGAAUACAUCUCUCCACAAAAUAUACCAAUGACAACCUUUCGGAAUUUAAAGCACAGGCUGCUAUCAAAGAACCUACACCAGGCUGGGAGUUUGACUUGGGAAUGGGAGGCAUCGUAACGGUAAGAAACGAAUGCCUGUUUUUGAUCAAGAUCACUGAAAGUACAUUUGCAUGCAGGAGUUCGUCACAUUAACUCAGACUAAAGCAAACGCAGGCUGGAAAACAACCAGUUGUCUUAACUGUAACUGUGGUGAAAUAUAUUCUCUUUCUGAUAAAAGUGGGUAUAGUCGUGUCGUUAUUCAUGAAAACGCAAUCUAUGGUCAACAAAUUGAAAAUUUGAAGAAUAAUACAAACUAUUCUCGAAUUUUCAAUAUAAAGUUAGAGGAUAACGUAGAGAACUUGAUCCCAAUGCCCAGUCUGGAAGACGUUCCUGAAAAACUUGUUUCUACUCACAAACAAAUCGUGUCUAUGAUGGACCAAUCGAUCGAAAAGAUUCGUUUGGAAUCAAAAUUACGUAUCGAGGAGUUUAAGCUACAGGAAGAAAAGAAAACCCAAGAGUUGAUAUCUCAUGCCAAGGUCGAAAAUAAUCAGUUAUGGUCAAAGGUGAUUCAGGUGGCAGACAGUCAGGUGGAUGAAAAGAAAAAUCAUGUUCGAUUUGCACCUGUCGUACCAGAUGAAGAGGAACCAAAAAAACCUACAAAAAAAAGAUUAAGUUUUGCCUUGGACGAAUCCGCUAUAAGUAGUAGUCUUAAGAAUAAGAAUCUUGAUUAUUACGGGUUGAAUUCAUUAAAAAACAAACAGGAUAGUGAAUCGGAGGAAGAAGAGGAGGACAUGUUUAAUUUAGACGAAGAGUUUUCAGAUGACGAUAAAGAGAACGAACAAAAAGAUGAUGAUGAUGAUCAAGUGUCAGAAGAGGAAAAGGAAGAAAUCGAGGAGGAAAAGGAUGUUGAUGAGGAAGCAAGUUCCAAAAGCAAUGAUUUACUGUUAUCUACUUCUUUAAAAAAAUCUAUCUCUGACAUAGACCAGAAAUUUUCUUGGAUAAAGAAGAAGAGAAAUACCAGUAAAUACCUCACUCAAGAUUUUGAUUUAAAGACUGAUUUGAAAAAAGACACUGGCACAAACCACAGCCAAAGUGAGGAUGAAAAUUUAUCGAUGUUUGCAACCUCCGUGCCAAUAACAAUCCAUUAUCCAGCACCAGAUGAGGAAGAAAAAACGGCUGAUGAUGAUAAGCAUCAUUCACCAAAAAGAAAAGACAUUUUGGCCUCAAGUUUCGCAAAUUAUGAUUUUUCGUAUUCUGAUAGAAUGUUAUCAGAACAGUUUCCUGCUCCACGUAGAAGAAAGAGUCUAGCCUCAUCUUCACUUAUCCGUCCCCAAUUAGAUAGUCUAGUAGGGAAAUCAUUAGAUACUAGAGGUUUAAUGAAAAAGAAGGCAAAUGAAAUAGAACCAAAGGAUAAAGAUGAAUAUGACUCAAGCUUACCACCUCAUGUUUGGGCUGCUAUGGAGUCUACAAAGGAUGAAGAUCAAUAAAAAAUUUGUUUGAACCCUGGUUAU
Molecule: messenger RNA, 1632 nt
Organism: Mucor mucedo
Lineage: Eukaryota; Fungi; Mucoromycota; Mucoromycetes; Mucorales; Mucoraceae
Exons: 4
Coding region: 253-1608 (451 amino acids)
Biological process (GO): negative regulation of TOR signaling; neurotrophin TRK receptor signaling pathway; negative regulation of protein kinase activity
Cellular component (GO): cytoplasm
Source: RefSeq, a predicted model, not a curated record